AUGGGUGGUUCACGUGUUCGUUCGUUUAUCUCGACAUUUGGAGGUCCCAAAAAUAAUGCCUCCGGAAAGCUGAGCCGCAAAUCCUCUUCUAACGAUGCCCCCGUUGAAACCCCACCACGGUGGCAGACACCUUCGCCUGAUACCCCAACUCUACCCUCGGAGUUCUCUCCAGCAGGGGGCUUAACUCCAAGGGGUGACGAGAUUGGAUCGCGACCUGCUUCGAUGAUCUUCUCAAAUAACCCUCCACUAAUGACCCAGACGGAUGGUACCCCACCGGAGCUAUCGCCGAUCUUUUCCUUCCUCAAUAUUCACACCAACAAAGUAUACCACGAAGGCUAUUUUUUAAAGCUUAAUGAUCAGGAUAACCAUGGGCGACCGUGUGUUGAUCGGCAAUGGAUAGAAUGUUAUGCUCAACUCGUGGGGACAGUUCUUUCACUAUGGGAUGCCACUGCGCUGGACGGAGCUGGCGGAAAUGAGGUCCCGGCGACCUUUAUUAAUGUCGCGGAUGCGUCGAUCAAGAUGAUUGAAACAUUGCCGAUCAGAAAUGGCGCGGCAGUACCGCUAAACAAUGUCCUCAGUAUAUCUUCUGCGGGAAAAAACCGAUACCUACUUCAUUUCCGCUCGUUCCAUUCCAUGUGCGAGUGGACUGCAGCAGUUCGCCUUGCCAUGUACGAGCACACCUCCCUAUACGAAGCAUACACCGGCUCUCUCAUCGCGGCCAAAGGAAAACAUCUCAAUGGAAUUCAAGCAAUCCUGGCCCCUGCCAAAUUCCGACAUGAAGACUGGGCGCGAGUGCGGUUUGGUGCAGGAACUCCGUGGAGACGAUGCUGGUUUGUGAUCAACCCACCGGAUGAAAGGGAGAUAGCAAAGGCUCGGAAGGCAUUGAAGAAGUCAGCAUACGACCGUUUGUCCAUCCCUGUCACAGGUAAUAUUCAGUUUUUCGAAACCAAAAAGACCAAAAAGGCCGUUCCAAUCGCGACAAUGACACAUGUCUAUUCGGCUUAUGCGAUCUAUCCACAGUCGAAGGCCUUGAUUGACCAAUCUAGCUUGGUGAAAUUGGAAGGCCGAAUCACAUUACAUACGCAAAACCAAAACACUACGGAGGGCUUUGUGUAUGUCAUGCCAGAGCUUCAUGCGGCAGUUUCUGGGUUUGAAAUGAUGUUGCGAUUCCUGUUCCCGACAUUUGAUACCUUUAACCUAUAUGGCCGCCCGACUCGGCUUGUAGCCGAUACCAAUCAUAUCAAAAGCAUCAUGUUCGCUUUCCCCCAGGAACGCCGAUUUGGAUACUUGGAUCUUAUGGACAUUACUACCCUCCUUCAAACGCCCGGCAGCCAGGGGUGGAGUGAAGCCGAGUGGAGGCGGCAACUGAAAGAGGCGACCCAAAAGCGAGUUUCCACUGGUCGGAGCAGAACCAACAGCGUCAACAGCGCUCAGCCACGAUACCGUUCCAGUGUCUCUAUUAAUCACUCCACGCCGACUGGAUCCCCCCGGCGGCCUUUCCCGGCGGAGGGCAAGAUUGAGCUUAACAGGUCUACAGAAGCGGUGAUUCGCGAAGUUCCUAGAGCCGAACCUCCUCCCUAUCAUAAUCGCGGAAUGUCAGACAUCACGGGCAUGCAGACAGGGCCUAGGCCUGGCUAUCCAUCCCUCGAAGAAAGCUCACCUGACUCAUCCUCCCAGGAUCUGGUGCAACGUAGCAGACAAGCCGCUCUGGCAGGUCCUAUAAUAGAACAAUACGGCCCUGCAAUGGAACGCCACCCUGCCCUGGUCAACGAUGAGCAGCUUCCACCGCGGACGCCACCGUCUCCUGUCGCAAGCCCUCCAGCCUUUUCACACGGCCCUCGAGAGAUGCCGCCUAAUCGCCCAUAUGCCACUACAGCGCAGCGACUGGCCAAUAAUCGCAUGUCGAAUGCGACUUUGACACAGCUUACAUCUGUUGGCCAAACGGGCGGAAACGUGCUCGCUGCACAGGACUACCCAUCCCCGGCCAGUGAUCAACAACCUCGGAACCAGAACUCCGAGACGCCGACUCUCACCCCGGCUGUGCAGUUUGUAGAACCUACAAGCUCGCCGAGCCCACAGCUAUCCCAACACUCUAACGACGAAGCGAUCCGUCUUGCUUUUGCGAUGCGAGCUUCGCUGAAUACCGAAGAUCGGCCUACGACCUCCAGCUCUACGAAGUCCUCGCCGCAACAAAGAAUUCAAAUUGACUCAUCCAAGUCGCUGAAACGGAAGCCACUUCCUCAAAGACAGAUCUUUAGUGGAGAGGCCAUGUCUCCCGAGGAGCCCAGUUUCGAUGAUCUUCGUCACACCCUGGACGAAGAUGCGCUCAAUCGCAUUGCUCCUCCCGUAGCAUCUCCAGAGUCACCGAAUAAAACUCGGGAAUUAGAAGAAGAAAGCAUUUAUGACGAUGCUGCUUCUACUGUCUCGCCUGAUUAUGCAAGCACGCAUGACUCGAUCUAUAGCAAGAAGUCCCAAAAGUCAACCAAGCCGCGAAUGGGUGUCAUGAAGACUGUGGGAGAACCUGCUCCACGCGAUUUCGUUAUUGGCGAUGCUCGUUAUUCGACCAACAAACCUAAAGAAGCCAACCCGGACAUUCCUUCUGUUGAUUUUGGACCUACGUUGACUUAUAUGCCCACCACUGGACGCCCGAGUACGGGCGAUGCUUUACGCAGGCCAUCUCACCACAGAACCAACACGGAAGCUGAAAGAUACAGGCUUUCUGUACCGACUAACGCUAUGGAGAUUGGACAUAACCGAACCCCCAGCCAGGAGGAACACAGACGGAACCUGCCAUGGCAGCCUGGAAUGGCUUCCAACCGUCCUACCACCCCUGGCGGAGGUCUGACCGCGGAGCAGUAUGUCCAGCAUCGCGCUGCACCUAGUCCCCCAGUGCACAUGCACAACCGAUCUUCGUCUAAUAAUACCCCGCCGCCACCACAGCGUCCAGUAUCAGGAGAUUGGACCCAACAUGCCCGUCCUAAUUCCCGUAUGAACAACCGGGACCCUAACUACCGACCCUCUUCACGGGGCACCAGCCCCAUGCUCAACUACGACAUUUCAAAUCAUCUCUCCGCCAAGGAACAGGAGCAGGUUGCACGAGCUACUGGGUCCCCAUUUUUCAAUAUGUCACAAGACACCCGUCGGCCACCGGCCUCCGUCAACCCCGGAGGUUUGGUCUCCACUAUUGACAUGCGUGAACGAGAGAGGCGUGAGAUACGAGAUGGAAGGUCGAGCCAGAUGGUCCAGAAUGCAAUCAGCCAACGCCAGCAACACAUGAUGCACCAGCAGGCUGAUAACCGUUUCUAUGGCUCGGCGCAGCUUCCUCAGCCCCAGCCUCAACCCCAGCCUCAGCCGCAUUUCCGGUCAGGUCCCAUGUACAACAUGGCUGGUGCGAACCGCACCUGGGAUUCUGUUCAUCAAGGGAAUGCAAUCCAUGCGCCCGAGGAACCUCGCCGUCAAUCCUGGUAUGGUCAGUUGAACCAGGCGCCCCAUAUUCCGCCUAACUACCAACAAAGCCAAGCCUACACCCAGCCCGGCUUGUAUCCCAGCAACCCCAACGCCAUGCAUCACUAG
Penicillium verhagenii is the source of this 3573-nucleotide messenger RNA. RefSeq lists its product as uncharacterized. NCBI's taxonomy places the organism in Eukaryota, Fungi, Ascomycota, Eurotiomycetes, Eurotiales, Aspergillaceae. Bases 1 to 3573 code for a protein of 1190 amino acids. The transcript is spliced from 4 exons. The record is from RefSeq and is a predicted model, not a curated record.